UGGCGGUGGCCGGUGUGGAUCGGCUGGGCUCCGUGCACCAUUCAUCGGCGCCGUCCGAGCAUCACGUUAUAACCGUGCGUUUCCGCCCGGGCUCGGGAUGCGGGACCCGAGCGUCUCCGGACAGUCGCAGGGCAGCAUCCGGCAACCUUACCAGGCUGCGCUUCCCCGGCUGAGCCAGAAAACACAUCGGCUCGUAUAAUUGAGGAAAGGAUUGUGGGCCGUGGAAGAGGGCAAACAAAGAUCUUGUCUGUCUGGGGGCGGGGGGAGGGGGGGGUCGGUCCCACUGCGACGUGCACAUCAAGCGGACUUGGAGGAGAGGCAUCACAGGAGUGCCAGAGGAGCACAGGCACAUACGCACCCCCCUCCCCCUGCCUAGCCCCUCGUGGCUGUUAAAUUUUGCUAGGGAGCACUGUGAGGAGUCAAACGUGCAAGGCGUUGUUAAAUGGCCCGGUAACUGAGCCCCCCCUCGGCCCUGACUUGAGAGGGAGAGGGAGGGAGGGAGGGAGAGAGAGAGAGAGAAAGAGAGAGAGAGAGAGGGAGACACAGAUCUCUUUGUACACUUCUCUCCGUAUGUGUCCCACCUGUUUUCUGCAAGAUCGCUCCCUGUCUUCCUUCCCGGCUCCACACUUUUAGCAACAAACAGACCCCAAAAUAGCUAAUCCCGAGAGAUUUCUCUAUCUCCUGCUGCCGGUGAAGGGCAGGAGCGCCUCACUGUCCCGAAGGCUUGGAUCUCGACAGAUGGGAGCCACUAAAGACCAGAGUGAAUGCCGGCACCCCCUCCUCAGAAUGUGCUCUACCCUCUGGACACUCUCCCCCCUCAUUUUAAGCUUUGCCCGCUCUGCUCUGUUUGCCCGGCGAAGAUGAUCCUCUCUCGAUUCUCCUGGCAAGCGCCGGCCGUGUGGUGAACUGUGGCAUAAGAUCCACAACCAGGACAAGACCAGCACUGGGACCGGCACCAUGUCGUGGAAGAGGAACUAUUUUGCAUCGGGCAGCAGCGGGAUGCAUGGCGCGUAUGCCCCCCGGACCAUGACGUCUAUCGCACCCAGCAAAGGGCUCAGCAACGAGCCGGGACAGAACAGCUGCUUCCUGAACAGCGCCCUGCAGGUUCUCUGGCAUCUGGACGUCUUCCGAAGGAGCUUUCGCCAGCUGACCACGCACAAGUGUAUGGAGGACUCCUGCAUCUUCUGUGCUCUUAAGAGCAUCUUUGCGCAGUUCCAGUACAGCAGCGAGAAAGUCCUGCCCUCCGAUGCCCUGCGCAGUGCCCUGGCCAAGACCUUCCAGGAUGAGCAGCGCUUCCAGCUGGGGAUCAUGGACGACGCGGCCGAGUGCUUCGAGAACCUUCUGAUGCGCAUCCACUUCCACAUCUCUGAUGAGACCAAGGAGGACAUAUGCACCGCCAAGCAUUGCAUCCCUCACCAGAAGUUCGCCAUGACACUUUUUGAGCAGUGCGUUUGCAACAGCUGUGGUGCCACCUCCGACCCGCUGCCCUUCAUCCAGAUGGUCCACUACAUCUCCACCACAUCCCUCUGCAGUAACCAGGCCGUGCGCAUGCUGGAGUGCCGCGAGAAGCCCACGCCAGACAUGUUCGGGGAGCUGCUCCGCAAUGCCAGCACGAUGGGGGACCUUCGCAGCUGUCCGGGUAAUUGUGGGGAGAUGCUCCGAAUCCGGCGAGUCCUCAUGAACUCCCCCGAGAUCAUCACCAUCGGCCUGGUCUGGGACUCGGACCAUUCGGACCUGGCCGAGGACGUCAUUCACAGCCUGGGCACCUGCCUGCGCCUGGGCGAUCUCUUCUACCGCGUUACGGAUGACCGAGCCAAACAGACCGAGCUCUACCUGGUGGGCAUGGUCUGCUACUAUGGGAAGCACUACUCCACCUUCUUCUUCCAGACAAAGAUCCGCAAGUGGAUGUACUUUGAUGACGCCCAGGUGAAGGAGAUCGGCCCCAAGUGGAAAGACGUCGUGUCCCGCUGCAUAAAGAGCCACUACCAGCCCCUGCUGCUGCUGUACGCCGACCCGCGGGGCACGCCGGUGUCGGCGCAGGACGUCCCUCCGCAGCUGGACCUGCAUCGCUGCAGCAAGGCUGGAUAUGACAGUGAAGACUCCGGUCGCGAGCCGUCCAUCUCCAGUGACACGCGCACAGACUCCUCGACGGAGAGCUGCUCUCAUCGGCGCCCCCACAAGCACCAUGAGUCCAUGGCCAGCCGCUUCUCCUGUGAUUCUCAGGGCACGGUCGUCUGUAACCUGGACGGCGACCCCAUCUGCCACGGCGGCACGGAUCCUGCAGGGGAGAUCCUGAAGGAGCCUCUGGUCCCACGGACGCUGCCCAGGCCGUCCUCCAGCCGGCUGAAGGACUUCAAAGAGGCUAUGGGUGGCACUAUGGUCCACAGCCGGCCGCUGUCAUUGUCCUCCAGUUCGGGGGUGGGCAGCUUGGAGCCGGGAGCGCGGGCUCGCGACUGGGAGAACGAGAGCACCAGCAGCGAGUCCAAGUCCAGCUCCUCCGGGGGGCGCUACCGACCAGCCUGGCGGCCCAGGCGCGAGGCCCUGAAUAUCGACAGCAUCUUUAGCCGGGAGCGAUGGCGGCAGGCUGGGUUCGGCCCCCUGGGGCCCUCGCCGCUGCUGGAGGAAAGCGGGAGCCGGGGUGAGGUGUUUCCCGGGACUUCGGCAGCCGCCAGGCAGGGGGCCGGAGGUCCGGAGAUGCUUGUCAGAACCAGCGGGUACCUGGCCCCGCCUCUGCCUCAGUCACUGCACAGCCUGGAGCACCAGCCGCGUUUGAUCCAGAGGAUGGAAAGUGGCUAUGAAAGCAGUGAGAGGAACAGCAACAGCCCUGUGAGCAUGGACAUGCCCCUUAGCGAGGGGCCCAGUGCCGGCUCACACAGGGACGUGGGAACGAAGAAACAUUUAAUCUCAGGCCCGUCCUGGCGCAGCGUACCCAAGUCCAAGAGCAGCGGGGCCAUCCUGCAGGACGUCAGAGCGCCAUCCUGGGCCAGCAGUCACCUGAGCCUGGGGGAGGGCCGCAGCGAGCUGGACGAGCUCCAGGAGGAGGUGGCACGCCGGGCACGACAGCAGGAGCUGCAGCGGAAGCGGGAGCGGGAACAGGAGGCUGCCAUGGGCUUCAACCCCCGGCCCAGCAAGUUCAUGGACUUGGACGAGCUGCAGCACCAGGGGAUGGGGGCUGGCCUCGAGCGCUCGCUUGUCGAGGCCGACUCUCUGUUAGAGCGCUCGCUGCAGCUCGAGCAGGGGGGAGACGUGGUAGCAGCUCUCUCCGUCUGCCACCAGGCUGUGUCUAAACUAAGACUUACCAUGCAUGAGGGCAGUGCUAACACUCAUAGCAGGACAAUGGCUGCCGAUAAGAAGCUGCAAAAGUGCAUGAGGAGAGCGCGGGGCCUACAGCAGCGCAUGCAGCCGCUGGAGCAGGAGCAGCCGCAGCCGCAGGGGCCUCCCAGUGAACAGCCUGGCGCGAUCAAAAUACUGCUGACAACCCAUCAGGAAGAGGACUGGGAUGCAGACCAGGAUGCGCCUCUGGCCCCGCCCUCUCCUCUCCCUAGUCAACCUUUCUCCCUUUCUAGAAACGUACACCCUGGACCCUUGAGCCGCCCAUCUCCCUGCUCCCCCCAACUUGUGGGGCAGAGCAAGGGCCCCAGCGGAGAGCACUCGGAGAAUCUGCCCGCUUGUUCAGAGCUGGGAGAGCAGGAGAUGAGAAGGGAAGGGCAGGACCAUGUAACCCGCCGGGACGGGUCUGAGGCCUCCGACAUAAGUCCAUCCUCAGGUCAACAAGCAGAGCCUGUCCAUCAACGCUGCACCUUGCCCUUGCUGCCCCUAGACUUCUGGAGGGCUCCUGGAAGCGAGAGGGAGGGCUGUACCCAAAGCGCCCAGCCGCAGCCCCAACCUCUCCCUGCCACUGCAGCUUUGCCGUUCCCGAGCUCCAUGAAAAUCCCUGACCAAAGCUCAGCUAAUAAUCCGGGGCCUCCACAGGCUCUAACAGCAUCACCGGUAGAGCCCUCUGCAGACAGGACGGGCUGUGACUAUCCAAGGUCUCCCACUCAACAUCCAGUGCAGACCCCACCUCAAAUUCAGUCUCCGGCUCCUCCCUGCACCAUCCCUCGGCUGCAGCCGCCUUCCACCGCUGUUCAGUACUGGUCAUCUUGGAGCCUGGACAGGCCGGACAGUGUUAUCAUGGCGUUCUGCACUUCACCCAGCCGCCAGUUUUACUCCAGUUCCAGCAUGCCUGGGUGCCCUUCUUCCUCUCAGCUAGUGGUUGAUCCACCAGAUCCCUCCGUAGAGGGAAAGUCCCAGGCUGAAAACUCCAAGGCUUCCGGUAAUAUUCAGCCUGCCACUAACUUAUGGUGUGAUGUCACUGACUCACCGGAUAAGGAGCUGGAAGUCCUCCACCAGACAAGCAGAGAGGACACUACAUUUCCUCUGGAGACCUUGCCGAGCAACUUUUCACCAUCUGGAGCAACGUCAGUUCCUUCAGCUGGUGAGAGGCAGUUGUCUGGGAAUAUCGUUGGUGGGCGCUCCAAAACCCCUACGGCCGAGAUAGAGAAGAGUAUAUUCCAGGCCCCUGGCUGUGGAUCCUCUCUGGUCUGCUCUCAUAGGUUUACUCCUGCCCCUAACCAUGAGCUACAGCCAAUGGAGUCAUGUGGCAUGGACGACCUGGGAGAGGAGCACGCUACUGCUGCGAAGGAUGAAGGACGAGGCGAAACACAGCUGUACAGUGUGGAGAACAUGCGUCGCGUUGCCCGCAGCUUGAGCAGUACGGUCAUCGGAAGACGCCAGGAGGACCUCAGGGUGUCCCGCAGCAUGGAGAUUCCCAGGAGGUCCAAGAGUUUCUGGCUCUGCUUGACCGGAGUGAAGCUCUCUCCGGUGAAGUCCACCACCGUACCGCACUGAACGGCGAGACGUGGUAGAUGGCCGGUGCCAUGCCUGCUCGCCCGUCCCAUCGAGGGCCUGGAGCUCCCCUGCCGUGACCCAGCUGCCUGUACCUGCUACAGCCAGGGAUUAGCAUGUCGUGGCCUGUGCGGUCAGCUGUCCAUCUGCUUGGCACUAUGACCAGUACCCCCCAUCCCGCCCCAUCUAUUUCACAUGCAGCACCAGAUGAUGCCCCCCCCCCCGAAGAAGACAAAAAGAGACGGCCUGUGACCCGUCCCAGGGCACUGCACCUCCACCACCACCAGCAGCUCACCCCGACGGUCUCUGGGCCCCCCCUCAGCCUCGUGAUCUAUGCCAACAUGAACCCGUGAGACUCACACAACUACUGCCAGUUCCAUGGAGUUUUCUGGACUUGCUCUGACCCUAUUGGCCGAAAGCCCUUCUAUUCCUACUACAGCACCCUAACCCUAUUGGGUGACCCUGCCGUGUCACCCACCCCUUUAUAGUUAUAGAGAAGCUUAGGAGUCCGCUGCUGGGAUCAGGCUGUGGAUGCUGACAGGAGACUGCAGAGGCCUCCUGAUUGGCUCCUCGGCCGUAGGACGACCUGUGCGGUGUCACACCGUCCCUGGUCGCCCUGGUUAGCAUGGAAUCGUGUGGGACGUGCCUCUUGUCCAAGGGAGAGGAGCCAAGCACUACAGAUGUCGGCCUCCGAGCAGCUGAGCAUCCUCAGUGAGCAGCUUAAGAGCCAGAAUGUUCCGGAGGAAACAUCAGCUCCACCCAGCAGAGCCAAAACAGUAGCCUAUCCAUGUCAUUUUUCUUUUCUAAAUUUUAACCAGUUUUGUGUGUGUUUUUUUAAGAGACUGUAGCGGUUCUCUCCCACCAUUAAAGGUUGCGUUUGGUCCAUUUCUCCUCUCCUUUACUAGUUCAACUGAAAAUCGAGAGUGACAGGGAAAAAUGAGCCAGCAGACAUUUGGUGUAGCAGUGUAGCAGGACCUGGACUUGCACCCAAAUCGUUGUUUAAAGAGGAGGAGGAGUCUCUGCUGGACCUUUGAACAAAAUAAUAAACGGGAAUCAUGAAUUAUUUAAGUUAAAAUAUCCUACUUUAAAAAUGGAUAACCUGUAAAGUAAACUGUAAGAUAUGUACGUUGUUUGGAUAAAAUCGUAUGCUCAGAAACAAAAACAAUAAUUAGAUAUGCUAUUUUGAAGAUUAAAAUCUCAAUGUCUUGUUUGAAUUAGGAGAGAGUUCCGUAGGUUGUUGCGAAUUGACAUUUUUUUAUGUCACAAAAGCGAAAACAGUCUCAAGGAAUUUUUAUAGGCAUCUCUCAAAUUAAAAAAAAAGAUAUUUUUUUUAAUUCAAGGAAGAUAACUUGUAUGUGAUCAGUGAUAUUCGAAAUGUUCGAUUAUGUUUCAGACUAAAAUGACUGCACCUUACAUUUGAUAUGAAAAUGGUAUCUAUUUAGUAAUAAUGCAUUUGAUAUUAGGGCAGUAUGUACUGUAACGUAUCUGACGCUCCGCUUCAAAUGCUUAGGCGGUCAGGUUGUCAUCUAGGGUCGGUCGUUUUGAUAAAGCCGCUCUCGUCGUCUGUGUCGAGGGCGGGGAAACGUCGGCUUCAUGGGCAGUAGGCUGUGCUGAUUUUUACCCCGUGAGUCCUUCCUUAAUUAGCCGUAGUUUUUUUUUCUUUUCUUUUGAAGGAACUGAAACCCAGCGUGUGUUAUCUGAAGACUCCAUUGUUUUCAGUAUCGUCUCGUAAAGCCGAAAUCCUGAUGGUGGAUAGAUCUUUCUCUUCAUGAACAAGUGAAGCUUAAACCCGUGUCUGCUUAGGGUUAACGUCAAGCACGUUAUUUAUAUCGCGAACUAACAGCUUAAGUUUUAUCGGAUACAAUACGGAAAGUUCAGCCAAUGCUAAUGGAUUAAUAUCUUGGUGGGAAUGAUAGCAGCCGGUCCUCGGUGCCCAUAAUGCCUGGGAAUUCCCUGCCCUCGGUCUAACCUGAAUUUCAUGAGCUUUGUUAGACUCAUUUGUGAGUUGUGCCGCUGUUUCCCCACUACAGCCAUUCAGCUCUGGCUCCCUUACGGAUGUAAGCCUCCAUACUUUAGCAAACCUGCGGCUGAGUCUCGCUGGGAGGACUUGGUUUCUUCGGUACCGCAGACUUUCUUACACUCUGUGUAAUUUAUGGCUGACAAAACCACAGCAGAAGCUACUGAGCAGCCAGUGUGACAGGCACUCACGCCUCGGGACCCGAAUCGGGACGCUAUUUGCAGCAGGGAAGCCGCAAAGUCCGGUCCAUUGGAACACGGAGCGUAUUAAAUGGAUUUAUGUUCCUUAUUUGAUGCUAACAGUAAUUACAAAUGAACCUUUUGGCAGUAUUCGGACAGAACAUCAUCACGGUGAACGAAAAGCAUAAUUUUCCAGUAUUUUCACUCUUUUGAGUUUUCACAAACUAUAUAUGCCUAAUAAGUGUGGGUGUGCCCUUUGAAAAUAAUAUCGCCCUAAAAACUCGAAAUAUACAUGGCUUAAUUCACUUAUAGAAGAGUGAACUAUGUAAUUGAGCGGAUGCUGAAAAUACAUACUGAAAUCGUUUAUGGUUUGCUAUUAUAACAUUUGGGCAAGUAAAUUAAGUACUAUAAAUUAGUUAAUCGUUACGCAGCCCUUUCCGGGGGGGAUUAACCGAAUCCAGUAGGUAAACUGACAGGAAUGGUUGCACAGAGACCUCUCCUACUAUACAGAAAAAUCAACGUCGUGACCCCGAGAAGACUGACGUGUCUGACAAUAUUUCUUAUGUUUUUUACAAUAAGGGUGACAAUGAGCUGCAGGUGCUCCAGCGUAGUUAAUGUACAACGGACCACAGAGCGCUCGCUGUCACGUGGCCGGACAUGCUUAUCGUCCGGAAAACCACAAAAACAGGGACAGUGGAGCAUGGAGAUUGUUUCCUCUAACACAUGAAAAACACCUCAGAAAUCUUCUCCAGGGAUAGGAAAAGAGUGUGUUGGAGAACAUCACGUAUUUGUUGUGACAUACGGGAGAAAGAAUAACGUACAUGAUUGGAGAAAACCACAAUAAGGCCAGUUUAUUCCGAUUUUUACUAAUAGGACUUUAUACUAUUGCUUAAUAAGUAAUAAUAACUUUAUUACUUAAGUCAUUGGUAAACACUCUAUCCUGUAACAAGGGGCUUCAGGAAAUUAUCGUCUUUGUACAAAGCAAUCAACUUAAUGAGAUGAAUUGACAGUAUUAGCAUGUUUUGAGAUACAGCAUUUCACAAGCAAUGAUUGCAGAGGACUGGGAAUUAAUCCUGAAUUAUGUUUUACAAUUGAGAGGUUUAUAAUAGUCCAAGAGUUAUGGCCAUGCAGAGGUUAUCUGUUAAAAAAACAAUCACAGAACCAGGUUUAAGCCCUACAAAGCACCAGGCGAGCUGUGCUAUUGACCCAACUGUCUAAUCUGAGAUGCAGGCCAGGUCAUUUUCAUUAACGUCAUUAAGAGUUAUGUUCCUGUCACAGCUAACAAGUGAAGCAAAGAGAUUGGCAUGGUUUAUGUUUGUGACCUCUGAAAGAGAGCCGACAAGGAGGCCGGCAUUAAUAUGGCUUUGUUCAAUACUCAUUUCACAAUGCUUACUAUUUGGAUUUGACAAAAAAGAAAAUAAUUUGAAACAAUAAGUCCAGCUUAGUUUCCCACUACGGAUGUUAAUUGUCUGAAGUGCAAGAAAACGGAUUGGAAACCCACUUUUACAAUGGAACCAAAGAGAGAGAUUUCACCUGCAUUUUCCGGUUUAUUUUUGUAACUCACAAGAGGUUAAGAAAUUUCAAGCAGCACCCUAUGUAUCGUUGCACCUUUAUCAUAAAGGAAAUGUAUGAAUUUAUGACAUUAUUCAGAUUUAUGAUUAUUUUUUUUAAAACAUAACAAACAUUGAUAAAUUGCAACUCCGAAACUGUGUACAUAUGUCUAUGUGCAGCAAUCGGCCUUUAAAAUAUGAGACCAGUGUGUGACGAUGGAUUUCUUGACAAUGUAAGUGGGCUUUGAGGGAUUUCCACUUUAACCCAGUUUGUAAAUGUUGUGCUGGCAGAAGGAACUUGUAUUUUUGCAAUAAAGUUACUACAAAGUG
Molecule: messenger RNA, 8963 nt
Organism: Brienomyrus brachyistius
Lineage: Eukaryota; Metazoa; Chordata; Actinopteri; Osteoglossiformes; Mormyridae
Product: inactive ubiquitin carboxyl-terminal hydrolase 54-like
Exons: 20
Coding region: 958-4890 (1310 amino acids)
Biological process (GO): protein deubiquitination
Molecular function (GO): cysteine-type deubiquitinase activity
Source: RefSeq, a predicted model, not a curated record